Lachnellula hyalina is the source of this 720-nucleotide messenger RNA. RefSeq lists its product as uncharacterized. The transcript has a single exon. The record is from RefSeq and is a predicted model, not a curated record. The coding region runs from base 1 to 720 and encodes 239 amino acids. Lineage: Eukaryota; Fungi; Ascomycota; Leotiomycetes; Helotiales; Lachnaceae.
AUGGCUUUCAAUAACCACCACGCUGGCCCAACUUCGCAGGGGUUCCAAGCUUCGUCGUUCCCAAAUUAUGGCAGCCCCUCUAGUAACCACCACCGUGCGACAAACCCGUCUUUCGAUAUCAUCGAAUGGUACCCGCAAUUUCAGAGUUGCCAUAGGUACUUCCUUGACGUCGCACAGCACACAAUACCCGUGCAGGCGCUCGCUGCCUUCAUCAACAUCCAACUGCCCUUCCAGAAACAAGCCUUUCCAGUAACAUCGUCGGCCGCCUCAUCUUCCCGCUCUGCAGGUCCUGAGCUAGGGGUGCAUUUGCGACCCAAUCCCUUCGCCAACCAACAGAACGCCUCUCAGCCCCAGGCUGUGUCUCUAAUACCAUACCUCCGGCGGCUUGUAGCCACGGGCCACGAUUCACCAGGUGUAUUACAUGGGUUCUUUGGCGACGAUUGGCUUCGAGGCGUAGGCUCACUACACGAAAUCGAAAGACGGAACUACCUCUUCGCCGCGAAGAGUGCUGACUGGAUGAAAGUGAAGCAGGCAUACGACAUGUCGUCGGAAGAGACGGUGCCCUUCUUACGGCCAUUGCAGAAUGUGUCAGAGAAAGAAAUACAGGCUGCAGAGUCCACUUGGAGCGAGUGGCUUGCAAUGCAAGACUGGAUGUUGGGACCAAGAGCACCAGAGACAAUGGGAAGGGAUCCGCGAGUGAAGAGAGAGCCGCAGGACUAA